AACCCCCAAACCCCCAUCGGUUCCCCUGGCUUAUCCCCUCCGGCUUCUUUCUCUUCACCUGCGAGCUGGGAGAAGCGGUGGAGAGCGGGGAAGCCGGCGCCGCCAUUGGAAGAGAAGGAGAUGGAGCUGGUGUCAUCCUCCCGCUCCAUCCUAUCCUCUUGCAACCGAUUGGUCGCUCUGUCCAGGACAGCUGCGAAGCGCGACGGCAAGAGGGGAUUAGUAUGUGUCUUGCGUGGCGAGCCAGGGGGAUGCAGUACCGAGCAGAAAGAUGUGGUGGAGGGGAGGAUCAGGAGGCGUGCAGCUCUUGCCCUUCUGCUGGCUACGCCGGCGCUGUCGGUAUCGUUAUCGGCCCAUGGGAAGACCAAAGGCAUGAACCCUUACGACGAAAGGCGCUUGCUUCAACAGAACAAGAAGAUUCAGGAGGCCAACCGUGCACCUGAUGAUUUCCCAAGCUUCAUCAGAGAAGGUUUUCAGGUCAAAGUAGUGACACCUGAGAACUACAUAACUCGGGAGUCCGGAUUGAUAUAUGAAGAUGUGAAAAUUGGUACAGGCGAUUGCCCACAGGAUGGUCAGCAGGUUAUAUUUCACUAUGUGGGCUACAACGAAUCAGGACGAAGGAUAGAUAGCACCUACAUCCAGGGCUCGCCUGCCAAAAUUCGUCUAGGCAACAAAUCAUUAGUUCCAGGUUUUGAAGAGGGGAUUCGGGACAUGAAACCAGGUGGAAAGAGAAGGCUUAUUAUACCUCCUGAGCUUGGUCCUCCUGUUGGGCCAUCGACUUUCUUCAGCGCCAAGCAGUUCGAAGUAUUUGAUGUUGAGCUACUCUCGGUGGAAGACUGCCAGCGGAGGACGAUAGGGUUCUACUCUGAUGUUGUCUGCAGUUGAUCAUCUGAUCUGUUAGACCCCAACGGGUGCAGCAUUUUCCUCCUGCAAGGCUGCAACUCUGUAGGAAAUUUUUUAGCUGCUGCUGUAAAUGCCAACUUUAAAAAAAAGGUAAAGGGAAAAUGAAAGAGGGAGGCAGGAGAAAAAAAGCUGUUGUUCACCCUGAAAAAAAAAACUGUUGUAUAUGCCAACUCCAAAUGCCAAUGGAGGAAGGCAGGAGACUGACACGGGUGUGUGUAUUCAUUAGUAAAUGUCCACUUUGCAACCUCCUCUCAGCUCUCACAGAGCACACAGAGGCGGCGCUUUCCAAGGUUAACUUUGUGUAAUGUAAGACCUCUGCCUAUGUUAGGAGAACCUGGUUGCUGUUGUCAAACUCAUUCUGCUCUGCCCCUCUUCAACCUCCUCCGCCAUCAUGGUAGGUUGCUUCACCUCUCUUGUCCUCCUCUUGUGCACUGCACCACCCUGGAUUUGGCACGAAUUUUUGCUGUAUGUUUCAUACAUGUAUCUAUAUUUAAUGAAACAUUCUUAUGUCUAA
Lolium perenne is the source of this 1414-nucleotide messenger RNA. The record is from RefSeq and is a predicted model, not a curated record. NCBI's taxonomy places the organism in Eukaryota, Viridiplantae, Streptophyta, Magnoliopsida, Poales, Poaceae.